AUGGAAAGAAAGAGAAAAUUACCUGCGAGGUCGUCCCGUGGAGAGCCUGCAAGCAAAAAACGAACUGCUACGCCUCCAGAUCGAUCAAUUUCUGCGACUCCCCAACCACCUAUUGAAGAGACUCUGCCAAAGAGUAUUGUUGCCGGUAUGCCUUUGCCUACUGUCAAUGAGCCUCAAUCCGAAAAUCUUUCUUCCAAAGAAUUUCAAACAAUUUCCGAAAGCGGAGUUCUUGCGGAAUCACUGCAAAGAUCACGACAGAAAUGGGUCAGCGAAGGUAUAUUUGAGAAGUAUUGGACGAAACCGACGAAGAAGAAGGGUGUGCCUGCAGAACCUUUGAACAAUCCAGGAAAAGAUACUAUGACGAAGCUUGGAACAUGCCAAAUAACUAUUGAGCCUCAUGUAUUUGAUGCUACGAUGUAUGCUAUCAAGGAGCCAAAGUCCGCCUUUCAACCCGCUCAACAACAACAAAUGUAUCGUCCAAUUAUUCAAUAUGGUCCUCCAAAUGGAGUUAUGCCAGCACCUGCUUCCACCCAAGCACCAAGUCCGGUACAACAGAAACCAGUCCAAGCAACACAACCGGCAAUACAAGCAGUGACCCCAAAAAAUACUGCGCCAACUGCUCCCAUGGUUUCUACUCCUCUUUCUACUGCUCAAGCACCACCAAUGAAUAGCACUUUGAUGAAUGGACAAAACCCUACACAAGGCCCAAAGAACCCGAAUACCAAUUUACCUCAUCCAACCAACGCACUACCACCUGCUCAACCAAAUAAAAGUACAGAUCCUGUAAUCCAAAUGUUAGCGGAGAGAGCGGCGACAGAUGCCGGUUUGAAAGCCUUAAUGAGGAUCGUGGCAAAUGGCGAAGCGUCACCUGCUGAGCUUAAAAAGUUUCAAAAUCACAUUGAUGAACUAAAUCAGCUGUUGAAAGCACGUCAGCCUGCCCCACAGCCAUCCUUCAAUAACAAUACACAGACACCACUGCCACCUACCACUCAGAGUGCUGGGCUGCAAAAUACACCAGUCGCCAAACCUGCCUUGCCUCCCACGCCUGCACCCGCUCCCGGGCCACCUCAGCAACCUCAAGCCCUUCGAUCAAAAGGCCCGGUAGCUCCACCCAAGCCGGACAUUUCGGGUGUUGUAUUCGAGUUUAAUGGAGGUAACGGCGAUCGAUACCUUUUCCCGAAGUACAGUAUCCUUGACUAUCUUCCUGGUGGCCAAGUCAUAGCCUCUUUUCUUAUUGUCCGUAAAGGCAGUAGCAGUGAUUCCGGCACGUAUGAUCCUGAGCUCGAUUACUACCAGCCAGUCACGAUUCGGCUUUAUACUCACCAAGGUAAACAACUCGAUUCAUUACAAAAAGUUGUUGCCUCCCCGGACGAGGUCCGAAGAUAUAUGGAUGAUAUCAUGGAUAAUAUGACAAGAGCGGAAUAUGUUCUGUUGGCCAUGCGUUUACCCAGGGAUUCUGAAUCUGAAAAGGAAGAUACACCUACGAACUCUUCAGGCCAGCUAGAAUCUGACACCAAUAACAAUUCUAAUUUACCACUCUGGCAAACUACAAAUGCACCACCACCUCCACCAGUGGCAAAGUUAUCAUCUUCGAAAAAACUUCUUACAGAAGAAGAGAAAUAUCAAUCAUUCAUUACAUCAGUUACUUGA
Messenger RNA from Sclerotinia sclerotiorum 1980 UF-70, 1650 nucleotides. RefSeq lists its product as hypothetical. Gene Ontology annotation, biological process: chromatin remodeling. NCBI's taxonomy places the organism in Eukaryota, Fungi, Ascomycota, Leotiomycetes, Helotiales, Sclerotiniaceae. The coding region runs from base 1 to 1650 and encodes 549 amino acids. Gene Ontology annotation, cellular component: Swr1 complex. Gene Ontology annotation, molecular function: ATP-dependent H2AZ histone chaperone activity. The transcript is spliced from 2 exons. The record is from RefSeq and is a predicted model, not a curated record.